AUGCAAUAUCCCAUGCUCUUCCCCAUCUCUAUUUUCUUCGUCUCUUUAAUCAUUUUGUUCACACGCUUUAGAUCACGUACCAAAUUCAACUUACCACCGUCACCGCCGAGGUUACCACUGAUCGGUAACCUUCGUCUUCUCAGAACCCACCCGCACCAUUCACUCCGAACACUCUUAGCCAAAUAUGGCCCAUUAAUGCUCUUGCAAAUGGGCCAAGUCCCAACCCUUGUGGUCUCAUCUUCAGAAAUGGUGAAAGAGAUCGUUAAGAAGCACGACGUCGUUUUCUCUGACAGACCCAAAACCUCCGCCGCCGACAUCUUCUGUUACGGCGAUCAAGAUGUGGGCUUUGCUCCUUAUGGUGAGUAUUGGAGACAAGCCAGGAAAAUUUGUGUUCUCGAACUCUUGAGUCACAAAAGGGUUCAACAAUUUCACUUGGUGAGGAAAGAAGAGACUGAUGUUUUGAGUUUUGUGGAAGAAAAUGGUAGGAGCAAAUUUGGAGAGCUGACUAGAAAGGUCAUGGAAGAUUUUGAGGCUUUUAGCCUUGGGGAUUUUUUCCCUAGAAAAUAUUUGAGUUGGAUUGAUGUUGUUACGGGGUUUACAGAGCUUGAUUUGCAAUGGGGCUAUGGUUUUUUGUUUGAGAUUUCUGGGAAAGAGCAGGGAGGCGGAAGGGAAAGCCCCUUUAUGUCGACAACUUUCAUCGGCGCAUUUGGCCAAAUGCGCCAGCAAAGUCGCAUUCCUUAUACUGAGUGGGGAGUUCGACAGGUGGUGGGUUCUUUCGGAGGUGCCUUAGGUGGGGAAUGGCGAAGCUUUGGGCUUCUUGAUCGAUAA
This is a messenger RNA of Cannabis sativa, 828 nucleotides long. Its product is annotated as phenylacetaldehyde oxime monooxygenase CYP71AN24-like. The record is from RefSeq and is a predicted model, not a curated record. NCBI's taxonomy places the organism in Eukaryota, Viridiplantae, Streptophyta, Magnoliopsida, Rosales, Cannabaceae. Gene Ontology annotation, molecular function: oxidoreductase activity, acting on paired donors, with incorporation or reduction of molecular oxygen; iron ion binding; heme binding. The transcript is spliced from 4 exons. The coding region runs from base 1 to 828 and encodes 275 amino acids.